AUGUCAUCUGAAACCUCUGUCGCCAUCGGUGUAGGUGUCACCCUCGCUUUAUUCGUGUUCUUUGCCGUCGCCCUUGUCUGUUUCGGGGUCUGCACGAAUGAAUCUCGAGCACGCAGCUUCUACCGCGAAAGAGAGGAGCGCGUGGAGCUGGCGCGGCAGAGGCACCGGCAGGAGCAGGAGCAGUGGCGUGAACGGCGACUUCGCGACGUCGUUCUGCUGCUGAUUGAGCGUGGCGAGGCGCUAGAGGGGGUGUCGCUUGCGUUUCAACUCCCAAAUCGGCCAGAAGUCAGCGCCAGACGAACGCUGCGCAGCCGCCGUGGCGUUAACUCCAUGCGACAGAAUCUCGAGAUUGAACUAGCAGACGAGCAGGAGAACAGCCGUCUUGAUGAAGAGGCACGGAGGAUUGCCCGCAUGCCACUCGAUGAACUUCUUGCGAACGGGCGACCGCAGGGUGCCGACCCAGGUCCGGAUGUGAUGCAGAUGCUGCUUGAUGGGCAGGAAAUUCAGCACCACACGACCAGCGAGGACGACAGCGAUUUCUACCUCAACGAAGAUGCUACGUCAGCGAGUGUGGCACCGUUCCUUAGCAGGCAGGCGAAUGAGGAGGCGCAAGUUAGGAGAGGUGGUAGCGGGACGGCACCACCGACGCCGCUGCAAAACUCCGCGCCAGCGCCAGGGCAACAGCAGCAGCAGGGCGAUGGCGCUAUGAACGGCAAUGCUACGGCAGAGGAAAGCGAGAUAGACGCGCGCACUGCGGCUGCGCUUCUCCGCGAGCAGCAGCUCCGUGAGAGCCGCGAGAUGGCUCUCCUGCAAGAACUCCGCCGCGAGAAACGACGCAAGCAUCGCAAAACCGCUGAAGAAGUGUACGGCCAGGGUGCUGAUUAUGACCACAACCCCGCAAAUGACGCCCUUCUGCACAUCCAGAUAACUCAAGGUGGUGGCUCCCCGCGGUCGCCGCUGUGGCGCUUCCUCUCCCCGCUCACACCAUUUCGCGGAAACCGGUCUCGUCGCAGCAAGAAGUCUGCCUUUGAGGGUCUCUCUCCUCAGGAAUCGGCCGUUUAUCAGCGAGAAAACACGCUCCCACCGAGGACCCCUGCAUCCGGAAGGAAGAAAAACCGCAGCUUCGAGGUGGCACCCUUCUGA
Leishmania mexicana MHOM/GT/2001/U1103 is the source of this 1143-nucleotide messenger RNA. RefSeq lists its product as hypothetical. NCBI's taxonomy places the organism in Eukaryota, Euglenozoa, Kinetoplastea, Trypanosomatida, Trypanosomatidae. Bases 1 to 1143 code for a protein of 380 amino acids. The transcript has a single exon. The record is from RefSeq and is a predicted model, not a curated record.